AUGUGUCUGCUAUUUAUUUUAUUGAUUUGCGUCUUCUUAGCCACAUCUUGUCCACUAACAUUUAUAUCACAAUGUUUUCCUGUUGGUUUUCUACCAACCUCCGUUGCUGUUGGCGAUUUUAAUCGUGAUGGUAAACUAGAUGGCAUCGUCGCGAACUCCGGUAGUAAUACCGUGACUGUUCUAUUUGGAAGCAUGAACGACAUUAUUGGACAAACAAGCUUUUCAACAGGUGUAAAUCCACAAGCAGUCGCUGUUGCUGAUUUUAACCAUGAUGGUAACCUGGAUAUUGUCGUGGCGAAUUCUGAUGAUAAUACUCUGACUGUAAUACUAGGGAAUGGUAUAAAUGACACUAUUGGACAAGGUAUCUUUUCAACUGGUACAAGUCCACAAUCAGUUGCUGUCGCUGAUUUCAACCUUGAUGAAAAACUAGAUAUUGUCGUUGCGAACUCUGGUAAUCAUACUGUGACUGUUAUCCUGGGAAAUGGUAUGAAUGACACUAUUGGACAAAGCAGCUUUUCGACCGGUAAAAAUCCACGAUCAGUUGCUGUCGUUGAUUUUAACCUUGAUGGUAAGCCAGAUGUUGUCAUUGCGAAUUAUGUUGAUAAUACCGUGACUGUGUUACUUGGAAACGGUGUAAACGACACUAUUGGACAGGUAACAUUUCCAACUGGCGGAAAUCCACGAUCAGUUGCUGUCGGUGAUUUUAACCUUGAUGGUAAGCCAGAUAUUGUCGUCGCAAACUUUGGUGAUAAUACUGUGGCUAUACUACUUGGAAAUGGUGUAAAUGACACCAUCGGACAAAAAAGCUUUCCAACAGGCAAAAAUCCACAAUCAGUUGUUGUCGGGGAUUUCAACCUUGAUGGUAAGCCAGAUGUCGUCGUUGCAAAUUUCGGCGAUAAUACCUUGACCAUACUACUUGGUAAUGGCCAAGGAAGUUUUACUGUGUACGAGACUCUCCCAGCUAGCGGUAAUCCAAGCUCCAUUGUUACAAGCGACUUUAAUGGUGAUGGUAAACUAGAUCUUGGGAUUAAAUUCAGUAUGACACGUAUUAUUACAGAUAAAAUAAAAAUAACGACAGAUUCACGUGCACAUGCACGUGACCUAUAG
Messenger RNA from Rotaria sp. Silwood1, 1107 nucleotides. The record is from the annotation of a GenBank genome assembly. NCBI's taxonomy places the organism in Eukaryota, Metazoa, Rotifera, Eurotatoria, Philodinida, Philodinidae.